Messenger RNA from Tricharina praecox, 756 nucleotides. RefSeq lists its product as uncharacterized. The coding region runs from base 105 to 563 and encodes 152 amino acids. The transcript has a single exon. The record is from RefSeq and is a predicted model, not a curated record. Lineage: Eukaryota; Fungi; Ascomycota; Pezizomycetes; Pezizales; Pyronemataceae.
CCUUCAUCCUCAUCCACAAUCCACCACCACAACCACCACCACAACCACCACACCUCCCAAAACAACCCAGAAACCCCCCAACAACACAAACAAACAAACCCGCCAUGUCCGCCGCCAUCCGCACCACCCUCAUCCGCACGCUCAAGACUCCGGUCCUGCAGUCGACCACUACCACCACGACCACCACGACCCGGGCUUUGAGCACGACCCCCGCGUUCUCCAAGGCGGUGACCGACUCGAUCAAGGACACGGUCAAGGCUGUUGACCGGGCCACGGCCGAUGCGGCGCUGAAGGGCAUCGAGGUUGGCGAGAACGUUGUCGGCAAGGCCGAGAACGUCGCGGGCGAGGCCAAGAGCACUGCGAAGGAGUACUCCGGCGAGGCGAAGAACGUUGCUAGCCAGUAUAUGGGCGAGACUAAGGGCAAGGCCUCCGAGGUCGAGGGAAAGGCUACGGGAAAGAAGGAGGAGCUGAAGGGUACUGCUAAGGGAAUGAAGGAGGAGGCGCUCGGCAAGGCUCGUGGUACCGCCCAGGAGGUCGAGGGCAAGGUUAAGGGCUCUUUGUAGACGGAAAAUGGCAUGGCUUUGUGAAGGCGCUCGGUUUACUUGAUUGACUUCUGUUCACGUUUUUUUUCUGGGGGGUUUGAUUUUCUGUACAUUUUUUUUUCAUUGGGGAUGGUAUGAAUCUUGUAACAUAACAAUAACAACCACGAAAGCUACGAUCAUGGGAAUUCGAUUGUCUUUUUCUUUCGAAUUGAGG